GUUUUAAAUGAGUUAUCUCUAUUCACCAUACAGAUCCUAUGCCAGACCAUAUUAGUAUUCACCCACCCGUUCAUAUGUCUCCUCCCCAUAUUACACAUCCACUCCACCAAGAGGUAAACUCCUUUGCUAAACAAAUAAGGCAAUUCUUGGGUAGAAAGAAUCCCUGUUGAAUAGAGAUAUACAGAGUAUGUUCCAGAACAAAGAAUCGAGUACAAGCCAGUCGAGAGAAGAUACACAGACUAUGUAGAGAGUAAGAAAUCAUUGAAAUUAUUAAGUCGAACAUUACAGAGAUUAUGUCCCAGUCCCAAGACUUGAAAGAAGAGUCGAAUACGUGCCAAUUGAGAGAUAUGACGAAGCAGUUGACUAUGUUCCAGUCGAGAGAUCCAGUGUUGUUCGCUAGCCAUUGUCAAAUUCAUUAGCCUACAGUAGAUAUUCCAGGUAUCCAUCCAGAUAUUAUUAUUGAUUAUUAUAAUCAAAUUAAUUAC
Molecule: messenger RNA, 485 nt
Organism: Paramecium octaurelia
Lineage: Eukaryota; Ciliophora; Oligohymenophorea; Peniculida; Parameciidae
Source: the annotation of a GenBank genome assembly